CAAAUGUUUUGAUUACUAUACCAACGGUCAGGAUUGGCCAUGCCUGCAAGCAGCUUUGUGAGUGGUGGGACACGCAAUCAAAGUUUCAACUCUUCCAAUUCAUCGCAUUCUAAACGUUCUAAAACGCUAUCGUAUCGUACAAUAAGUAGACAUUCCAACGUUGAUGAAAACUUAUUUGGAGUCCCCUCUUAUGUGCAAAAACAACAGAGCAAUCUAACGGAUCAGAAUAAUGUUGAUGUGAAAGCAUCUGAUAACAAGGCAAAAGUAUUUGGACCAGGUUUAUUACGGGAAGACUAUGAGCGAGAGAAAGAAAACCAUCAAAGAAAAAAAAUAAAACAUCUUACAUCCGAUUUAAUCCGCGAUAUCAUAAUACCUUCAGAUGACGUUAACAUAAAGACUAUUGUCAUACGGCCCGAAAGAUAUAAAGAUCUUUUAGAGAGGGCUAAAAUAUUGACAGAUAAGGAAGAACGAGAUGCUAAUGAAAAAGAAAAGUCUAGGCGCGCAGCAUUACUGGAAGAAGUGGAGCAACGUAAACAGAAAAUGCGUGAAUUUGAUUUGAAUCGUGUGCGCAAUGAACGGCUUACAGAUUUGGAGGAAGAAGCAAAGAAACAAGCGGAAAGUUUGCUACAAAAAGCUUUGGAACAACGACAAGAUCAAGAAGAUGAGAUAAAAGCACUAAAUGAAUGGAUAUUAAAUGCUAAAAUACAAGCUAUAAGAGAUGAACAAAUUUUAGAAAAAGAGUUAAUUAAAAAAGAAAUGGCUGAAGAGGAACUACGCUUGGAUAAUAUGAUGGAGUUAGAAAGACAAAAUGCUAUACACAUACAGGAAGAGAUAGAUAAGAAACGUAAAGAGCAGGAAAAACUUGGAGCUUGUAGAGUUUUAGAACAAAUCGAAGAGAAUAAACUAGAUCGGUUGAUGGAAUUAGAACGAAUUGAACAGGAGAGUAUUUUAGAAACACAAAGAAUAGCUGAUCAGAAUAUGAAAGAGAUUGCUGAAAGAGAGAAGAAAAAACAAAUUCAAGAGAAAAUUAAAAUAGAAUUAGAUAUAGCUAAUGAGGAAUUAAGAAAACGACGAGAGGUUGAAAAGGAAAAAGAUCGUCUACUGAAUUUGAAGAUAAAGCAGAUUCAAGAUGAAAAAGCGGAACGUGAAGCUGCUUAUGAAGCUGAACAAUUGCGUAUUAAACGUGAGAAAGAACUAGAAAUUGCACGUUUACGUGCAUUACAAGAAAGAGCAUCAGAUGAGGCUGCAGAACGUGAUGCGUUGAGAGCUAAGCGUGCAGCCGAAGCCAAUGAAAGAGAAUGGAGACGUAAAGAAUUAUUAGCUGAGAAGAAGAAAAUUGAAACAGAAAAUGAAUUGAAAUUAGCUAGAGCAGCACAAGCUGAAGACAAAAAGCGUCAUUUAGCAAUUGAAGCUGCUCGUGAAAGACAUGAAUUCGAAAGAAUUUUAAAAUGUCAACAAGAACUUAUAGAAAAUGAUAAACGCGCUGAGUACGAAGCUAAACAGAAAAGUAUUCAAAAUUUGAAAGAUCUUCGUCAUCAAAUAUGUGAAAGAGAAAAAGAACGCAUUGCAGAAAGAAAAGCUAUAUUUGAAGAAGGUCAAAGAGCAACUGAAGAAGAAAGAUUAAGACGCCUACGUUUAAAUGAAACAAAAUCACGCAAAUUAAAAGAAUUAAAGGAGACUGGUAUACCGGAUAAAUACCUUUCACAAGUCGAAAGAAAAGUUUCACGGUUCGGUAAUUUUUGAUAAAAUGCUUUUUAUAAAAUAAAUAAACAAACGAAAACUGUCACCUAUUGAAUUGCAACCUUAAUUACUUGAAAAAGAAGAAAAACAGAAUAAUUAUAAUGAAAAGUGACAAAUUAUACAUACAUAGGAGAGAAGUUUCUUCAGAGAUGAUAAACUUGUAUUCAGUAAACAUUAAUUCUGCAGGUUGAAAUAUUUGUUGAUAAUCUAUUUUACUAUGGUUUCAAAAAACAAAUUCCAAUAAUUCUUGUCAAUAUUAAAAGAUUAAUUCGUUUAUGCCUUUUUUUCCCUGCUAAUUGUUGCAUACAGUCUUUCAAUUAAUUUAUGAUUAGUUCGUUAAAUAAA
This is a messenger RNA of Schistosoma turkestanicum, 2085 nucleotides long. NCBI's taxonomy places the organism in Eukaryota, Metazoa, Platyhelminthes, Trematoda, Strigeidida, Schistosomatidae. The record is from the annotation of a GenBank genome assembly.